AUGGCAGAUGCUACUUUUGACUGGAGUGAGACCACUCAGAGCUCACCCAAAGAGGUGGGGAUGUCUGGCAGUGACCCUAUAGGUGAAGAGAGGCGUGAGAGGUACUUCAUAUGGAAAAAGAAUGCGCCCCUGCUGUAUGACUAUAUUCAGACCACGUCUCUGUUGUGGCCCAGUCUUACAGUCCAGUGGUUUCCAGAUUUGGAGGAUGUUGCCGAUACAGAUUACCAGCAGCACCGUCUGUUACUCGGAUCACAUUCGAGCGGUUUUGCGAAAUGCGAAAGUCUCAAUUUGUUCGGACUGAAAACACUCAGAGAGACAACCAAGCUUGUAGAUAUCGCAGCAGACUACGAUCCGCUGAAAAAUGAGUUCAUUGUCAAGCGCGAUGACUGGCAUGCCACUAAGAUAUCACUGGUACAGAAGAUCCCUCAUAGAGGGGAGAUUAAUAGGGCCCGAUACAUGCCGCAGAAUCCAGACUUAAUAGCGACUAUCUCCAACAAUGGAGAUUUAUAUGUUUUUGAUCGCACCAAGAAACCAAACAACUAUACAGAGGAUGAAAUCAACGAAAGCGACGACUUCUCUGAUAUCAAGCUGGAGUUCCACCAAAGCGAGGGCUGGGGUCUUGAUUGGAAUAGACACAAAGAAGGAGAGUUGGCAUCUGCUUCUUCAGACGGUACGGUAGCUUUAUGGGACCUAACCAAGUUCAAGAAAAACACCUGUGAUAAAAAGCCAGCCCAGACGACUACCACUGGAGUUGAGUUUCAAAAACGCAAAUACAAGACUUCGACCCUUCAGCCUACCGAGACGGCCGCUGCCCACGAUUACGGAGUCAACUGUUUAGAAUACCUCUAUUUUCACCAAAAUCUGAUAGGAACAGUAGGGGACGAUAAAAAGCUGAAGAUCUUCGAUACCAGGGUUCGACUGAAUUGCGUCAAGGAGGACAAGCUGUCCGACUCGGCCAUCAAUGUGGUAUCCUUCAGUCAAGUGAAUGAAUUUGGCUGUGCUAUAGGAACCGAAACAGGAGACAUCUCUCUUCACGAUCUACGACAUAUGGAGGCCCCGGUGAAAACUGUCAACAAGUCGCACAACGGAGCGCUCACUUGCGCGUCUUGGAACCCGGAAAAUGGAUCAUUACUAGCAACUGGUUCGUCGGACGGUACUGUCAAACUAUGGGAUUGGUCUGGUGGCCCAGGUGAGGAACUGCGCUUUGUUCAUGGGGGGCAUAUGCUUGGUGUCAAUGAUAUUGACUGGAACCUGCACGACGCAAAUAUGCUAGUCAGUUGUUCCGACGACAAUUCUGUCCAAGUUUGGAAACCAGCUUCAACUAUUCUGUAA
Messenger RNA from Ogataea haglerorum, 1332 nucleotides. RefSeq lists its product as uncharacterized. Gene Ontology annotation, molecular function: histone binding. The transcript has a single exon. Lineage: Eukaryota; Fungi; Ascomycota; Pichiomycetes; Pichiales; Pichiaceae. Gene Ontology annotation, biological process: regulation of gene expression. The record is from RefSeq and is a predicted model, not a curated record. Gene Ontology annotation, cellular component: nucleus; Rpd3L-Expanded complex; cytoplasm. Bases 1 to 1332 code for a protein of 443 amino acids.